This is a messenger RNA of Darwinula stevensoni, 1839 nucleotides long. The record is from the annotation of a GenBank genome assembly. NCBI's taxonomy places the organism in Eukaryota, Metazoa, Arthropoda, Ostracoda, Podocopida, Darwinulidae.
AUGGAGGCCAGUCGUAGCAGUUCGACGGACUCCGAGAAGGAGCAGCUGUCGAUCUGCGAGGACCACGCGAGCCCCGACGGCUGCGACCGGGACCGAUGCCAGGGCCUGCACAUCUGCCCGAGAUUCCUCGCGGGCCUCUGCGCGGAUCCCGAGUGCGACGAUGGCCACGAGGUCGAAACGGCACACAACCGGCGCCUGCUGCGAACGUGGAACCUGGAAGACGUCGAACCCCGGGACCUGAUAAAAUUCCUCAAACCAGACGCCGUGGCCCCCUACCUCUGCGAAGAAUACAACCUCGGCACCCGCUGCAACGCCGACGAAUGCAACCAGAUGCACCUUUGCGCCGGUGACGUCAUGGGAACGUGCGGCGGGUGCGAGCUCAACCACGACGUCAUGGACCCUCAGUGCCGAAAACUACUCGUCCGAGCAAGCGCCAAAUUAAACCGAAGAAAACAAGAGUGGAAGACAUUCUUUCUCGCCAGAUGCGGCUUCAACAUCCAAGACAUCUUGCGACAAAAAACUGAACUGGAAGAAGCACUGCGAAUAUCCCUCGGGGAGCCAGGCAUCCGCUCCUCAGCCACCCCCAAGCCACCAGACCCCAUCCACCAAGGAGAAACAAUUCCUCGGGAAACGGCGAAUCCCGACGCGGGCGACGACGACCUGGCGACCCAGCUGUGUGAGAUCCAGGAAAAGCUGCGGAUCCUCCGCGAGAGCAUCGGAUUCGGCUCGACGCAAGGCCAGCUCGGCCUCUGCGACAGCUUCAUCGAGGAAGCCUUGCAGCUCUUGCACGGCGACCGAACUCUCGACAGAUGGCUAUUAAAUUCCCCCUUUCACCCGGGUCGCAUCGCGUCGUGGCUGGCGGAAAAAGAAGACGAGGCGAGGAACUUCGACGAACUCUUGGAUAAAUUCACUCGUUCCGGAGUGGAAAUUGAGGACGCCUCCAUCGCAUUUCACCUCAGCGAAACGAGGCCGACGGCAUGCUUCUUUUAUAAAGGUCUCGACGACGUCGAUCCCUACCUCGACGGCCUCAACUAUUUCUUGAACGGACACGAACCGGAUCUUCCCCUGGAGACUUCUCCCUCGGUCUAUCGUAACCACGACGAAGUCCUCCAAUUGUUCGACUACCAGCGCAUAUUCCUUCAUUACGCAAGGGAACAGGGAAACCCGUUCAUUUUCAUCGCCGCAGAAGCCGCCGGAUUCGACGGUCCCUGCCUCAUCAGGCUCAGCCGAGGAAUCGACGGGAUGUCCCUGUUCGUCCCUCCGGGGGAACCCAGGGACCUCCGCGUCUCGGCCGACGGCGCGGACGUAGAAGUUCGCUGGACCGCCCCGGACGUCGGCGCCGAGUGCGUCCGACAGUUCGACGUCUUUUUCCGAGAUCAGGGCGAUCCGCAGGGUCGCUGGAAAUGCGCCUCCGCCGAGGCGACGGUCGCGAGAAUUCCUGGGCUGGUUCCAGGGCAGAAAUACUUCUUCAAGGUAGCUGCAUCCAGUGACCUCGGUAUUGGGCCACCUAGUCCGACUGUCAGCUGGGAUUUCCGAACCGUUCGGGAUGAGAACCAGACCAGUUCCACCCGGUACCGCGGGAGCCGCUCCCAUCCAUCGCCGGCUCAGGAGGCGAACGAGAAUCCCAAGCCGUCUCAUUGGAUCCGCGAACUUCCAAAGAGGAAAGUGAAGGAAGACGCCGCCCAUCGACUCGCGAAGUACGAAGUCGGCAGGCGGAGACCCAACAGCGGACCGACGAAGGUGCUCAUGGUCGUCGGGGCCACAGGCGCAGGUCUCAUGAGUGCCCCACCACUAUACCAACUCAGUGGCUCAAGUCCGUUCAAAGUGGUAGCGCAUUAG